UGACACUCCGUUUCUUACCCCACUCGGUUACUCACUCGGCUGGACGCUUUCAUCCUUGACCUUGGCUCAACUGAGUCCUGUGACGUCACAUGCUAUGUCAAGCUCAGAACGUGUUGUGCCCAAAAAUCAUUCAUCCCGCGCGUGAAUAAUAAUUUUCUUUAAUGGUUUUGUUGAACGGCAUUCUGGCCGCCGAUUCCACAUUGUCCAAACCAUGGAGAGAGUGGCUAGCGGAGGAAGACGUACGGCAGACACAACGGUAAUCUGCGUGUUGAGGUCGCCCCGUCCCCUGCUCGUCGCCACCGAGGAGUCCCGGCAGGAGGAUGAGUGACCAGUGUGAGUGACGAGGGUGGCGGCGGCUCAGAGGUGGGCGGCGGGAACUCAUCACUCGCGCCUCGGUCCGCCGGCAUUUUUAUUGGUUGUUGGUCAGGCCUUCAGCCCGCGCGGGCCAAUGAGCAUCAAGCAACAAGCGAACAGGCUAUUUUGCAUUCCUACACGUCAGACCGUUGUUUAAGCCUCAUUUUUAGCAAGACAAGUAUUAUAUUGACAGCUUUCAGUAGCAAACUGCACUUCUAGAACAUGUCCAAGUGCAAUACAAACGACGCCAAAGUGAACUUUGAACUUUGUCUUUGUAAGUUCCCAUUAAAAUGGCGACCAUCAGGUCAGUGCAACACCUGCAUAUUAUUGUUGAUACAAAACUGACACCGGAGGUAUGAGCAGGACAAAUGCAGCACUCAUGAUGCUGAGGAAAUGCAUGGGCAGGCGCAGGUAACCAGGUGCUACUUCUCACUUGUGCAAGUUGCAGGUGAAGAUAGUUGAGGAGGAGCGACAUGAGUACGAGAGGAGGAUCCCCAGGAUCUGCCCUGACCCACUGCAUGCCCUGAUGAAGGACAGACCAGGGGCAGGGAUAGAGGGGGUCAGGGAGUGGGGAGGUAGUGCACGUGGUGAGGGACGUGCGGGAUGAUGCACGUGGUGGUGGUGAAGGGGGUGUGCGCGACGGGGUGCGCGGGGGGGGGGUCACUGGCAACACCGCCGUGGCCGGGCCGGGGCGCGAGCCCACCGCCGCCCUCACACGGCUGUGCGCCGCCGCCUGCCUCACACCGCUGUGUCAGCACACCCACCGAUAGCGCUCUUGCGGCACCUCUCUUGCCGCACCGCCAACGUUCCACAGUCGUUGUCAGAGCGGCAACGUUGGUGUGCCAGUAAGCAGCGGCGGCCCAGCCCCUACCAGUGUCCUUACCACAGUGCCUCUACCGGCCAGCGUUGAAGUUCCGACGCGGCCCAAACUCCGCCCGAACCAUAACAUUCCGCCCACCCAGGAUACAAAUAUUGUAGUGCCUCGUAAUAAAGUUAAUAUUUUUCUGGCAUCAGCCUAUUCCCAUCCCCAAGCCUGGUCGAGGAGAUAAAGCAUCCGACCCGCACCAGUCCGGGCAUUACGGCCGCAGACUACCUGCCCUGGGAGCUCCACGCCCCUUGGACGCACUGCCCACUUCACGCUCAUCCGCCUCCCCGAUUCCGCGACCCCACGCGCCGCCCGACAUGAGAUGAUUUGUGUUUUGUGUGAUUUUGUGUGAAAGUCGUGGGAAAAUUUUGACAAGUUGUGCCAGGAAGAGUAGUGUUGUGGCGCGGCCACGCUGUACAGUUCCCGGGUAAAGGAAGGCGCCCACAAUACCAGGUGAAUUCGGGGUGAAUUGGGGUGAGAAUUUGGACAAAAAAGGCCAAACACGUAGGCUUGUCUGACCAUUUAUCAAAGGCGAGAAGUCGCCACCAGGAAAAGGGGAGACCUGCCAGAAUCAUAGCCGACAAUUUAUAUUAAUCUAAGAAAACAUACAAAGGUGACAAGUUUAAAAAAAAUCCCUCGGGACUCUUUGUUGGUUCACAAGUCUUGUGCUGCCACAGUGGACCAAAGUUCCCCGGAUUAGGAGGUCACAAGGAAGCAACACCGUGGCCCCUGCGCGUCCCUCCUGCAGCAGUGUUAUUCCUCACUCCAGGCCUGAGUUGGCCGUGUCCCUGGGUAUUCAUUAGAAGCAGUCAAUUCUGUGCAAGUUAUUCAGCUUGUGGACGAGUGGCUGUGUGUGUGAGAGAAGAGAAUAGUGAGGGAGGAGAGCAACCAAGAGGAACCCUCUGCUUCCUAUCAUGAGCGUCACCGUGUAGCGCCGCACAGUGAAGAGCUACUCACGCCGCGUCAUCGCCUCCGUUUCUCCACCUAGAAUGCAAUGGAGGUAGUGAGUGUAGCGGCCAACGUGGGGGAGGUGCUCGGGGGUCCCCAGACACCCGCCCCGCCCACCUUCACCCACGAGCACACCCUCCACGCUCACACCGAGCACACAGACCGUGUUCGGACAGACGAAGACGAAGAUGAAGAUGAGGGAGACUCAAGGAUGGACACAGACCAAGAUGUCGCCGUGGUCGAAAAUGUCCCGUGCGAACCGGAGGAGGCGUCCGAAGAGACCACCGAGCUAGACCUCGCCAUCCUCAACCAGGACAGCCAGACGCAAGCCCUCGAGGAGGAGUCCAACCCUGACGCGGACUCUGCAGCCCUCGAGGAUGACGUCACGGGCGACCAUAUGGAGUGUGACGAUUCAGAGAACGCUCCCAUGUACAUAGACGACGAUUCAUCCUCGCGCGCGUACCCUGAGACUGUGAGUGACAUGCCUGUGGGCUCCCCCUCGAUGCCCAUGCCCAUGCCCGAGUCAGGAGGGCGGCGCAAUAAGCGGAAGAACUUUAAACCGCGCAAUAUAGUAUACACAUACACGGACAGUGAGGACAACGAGGGCACGAGCGAUGCCGAGACACGCGCCCAGCACCCGUCCUCCGAUGCCAGCUAUGACCCCUCCUCCACCGACGUGCCUCUCGACCUCUCCGAGACGCCCACGAUGAGGCGCUCCCUCCUGCCUCGCCGCCUGGACGAAGCUGUCGAUCUGACGGGCGGCACAGCCAUAGGCAGUGGCGGCAGCGGGAACAGCCCCAGUGCCCACCCCCGCCUCAAUGCCUUACUGUCCCGCUCCACCUCCCCUGGCCAGCAGGAGGAAGGAAGUGGAGGCGGGGCUGGAGGAGGACCAGGCACAGGAGGACCAGGUAGCGGAGGUGGCGGAGGAGGAGGCGGUGGUGUAGGUUGUGGCAGCAGCGACGGGUCAGACAUGAAAGAAUACGCCGAGCUGACCAUGCGUCGCCUCCUCGGCCUCUACGGCCUCAACGACCUCACCGAGAACCUUGCAUUGUCUCCGGCAGCUAUCUAUCAAGGUAUGUGGCACACCUUCUGCUCACACACACACACACACGCACACACACACACACACACACACACACACACACACACACACACACACACACACACAUCUCCCAGCGUCAUCACUCAUGUUUUGUUGAACUCGCUGUUCCCAUCACCAUCAGCUGUUCUUCCACAUCCCUCACCCCCUCACCGUCAUCUCUUUUCCUCAUCGUUCAGCACACCAGGAAAUAUUGGAUCCCGACUAGAUGGUUCCCCCUCGCAGUGUAUCGAUAUCACAGAAACUUUCUUUUAAUUCACCUCCGUAUUA
Molecule: messenger RNA, 3536 nt
Organism: Eriocheir sinensis (Chinese mitten crab)
Lineage: Eukaryota; Metazoa; Arthropoda; Malacostraca; Decapoda; Varunidae
Exons: 3
Coding region: 2214-3521 (435 amino acids)
Source: RefSeq, a predicted model, not a curated record